Molecule: messenger RNA, 891 nt
Organism: Cutaneotrichosporon cavernicola
Lineage: Eukaryota; Fungi; Basidiomycota; Tremellomycetes; Trichosporonales; Trichosporonaceae
Exons: 3
Coding region: 1-891 (296 amino acids)
Source: RefSeq, a predicted model, not a curated record
AUGCCCGUCCGUCCCUCGAAACGUGCCGCAACCAAACGCAAGCCCCCACAUGUGGCAGACCUGCUGCCCUGCGUGCCCGACAUAGCCCCCGAUGAUAGAGCGAGCAACUUUUCCGCGCCUCCGUCCGAUGUCAGCGAGGAGCCCAUCGACGAUUUGCUAGCUCGCCUGGGGAAGAGGUUGGAGUAUGUCGACCCGCAGGUACGCUUUGCACAGUGGUACGCGGAUGUAGACAAGCACCUCAGAGCCGGCAGCCUUACGGAUGUUUGGACGGACGACUCCUACGACAGCCCAGCCAACCUAACCAAGAUCAGCCCAAAGAUGACCAAGCAAGGCGUGAAGCGCAAAGGCGAUGCCUUGGCAGAAGUUGCCCUUAAACCGAAGCGAAGCUGUCCGGGGCCCCCUGUUGUCAAAGAAGAGCCCAACGUUGAGCGCGCCGCAGCUAACAAGAUAGCCGUCUCGAAGAAGACCAUUACGGGGAGGAAAGCUACUGCCACUGGUACGCCUGCUGCGGCUCGCAAGGCAGCCGCAAGGCUGACGACGGCUAUCAAACCUGCGAUGAAAGCUCCGACCACAAAGCAGGCUGGCAUAAAGCCUGCGUUUAAGCCCUCCACGGCUGCCGAGGGCGUCGCUGAUCUCCUACCCAAGAAGAAGACGACUGCGCCGAAGCUUGCGCUUGUCCCUCCCCUGCCACCGCCCGUACGCACUCGCACCUUCUAUGCGCGGCGCGCAAAGGCGCCUGUCGAACCAGUAUUAGACCUAGCUCCUGCAGUUGCUGUCUCAUCUAUCCUGAGCCCUCCUCCACAGUCUCCUGACCACACAACGGCGCUCGAGGCGGCACCCAAGGUCACGCGCGGGACUGGCCAUCGGAAGGCCUCGGGGCAACGCAGGUAG